Molecule: messenger RNA, 3344 nt
Organism: Ctenopharyngodon idella (grass carp)
Lineage: Eukaryota; Metazoa; Chordata; Actinopteri; Cypriniformes; Xenocyprididae
Gene: gmeb1
Product: glucocorticoid modulatory element binding protein 1
Exons: 10
Coding region: 330-2099 (589 amino acids)
Biological process (GO): positive regulation of transcription by RNA polymerase II
Cellular component (GO): nucleus
Molecular function (GO): RNA polymerase II cis-regulatory region sequence-specific DNA binding; DNA-binding transcription activator activity, RNA polymerase II-specific
Source: RefSeq, a predicted model, not a curated record
GUUAAACGUGUCUGCAAAGCGGAGAACUUCGACAGAACGUCGACUAGAAGUGUUCACGGCUCGGGUGGCAGCAGCAGCCCCCUCGAAUGGCGGAGGAGCGUCUUGUCGUUUGUGUGUGUGCGUCCCGCCGCACGGGAGACGUCAUGAGAACAGAACACCGCGGCGCGACGCCAGCGCGUCAUUUAGAUACAGUCCGCCCGUACGGCCAGUGAAUGCUUCAUGAAUUAGCCGCGCUUGAGGUGUUUGAGAGUGGGAUGUUUGUUUGUAAACACGCAUUCACCCACAAACAAACAAGCAGUGAAAUGAAGUGUUGAAGGAGAGCGCGGGCUAUGGCAGAGACAGAAGUCACUGUGUCCGUGGAGGACAUGGUGGUGAUGAAGAGCACAGAGGAAGAGGAUGUGGAGCCUGACAACCAAAGCAAGACUCAAAUGAUCCUACAGCUGCAGCCCAUCACAGCUGGGCUUGGAGAUGAAAGCAGUGAGACAGAUGCUGCAGUUGUGGCAGUGGAGACACAAGAUGAGGCAUCUGCUGAAGGAGAGGAUUUGGAGCUUGGUUAUCCCAUUACAUGCGGCGAGAGUAAAGCCAUCCUUCUAUUCAAGAAGUUUGUCUGCCCAGGAAUCAAUGUCAAAUGUGUGAAGUAUGAGGACCAGUUGAUUAGUCCAAAGCAGUUUGUGCACAUGUCGGGUAAAGCCACUUUGAAGGACUGGAAGCGAGCGAUCCGAAUGGGUGGGGUUAUGCUCAGGAAGAUGAUGGACUCGGGUCAGCUGGAUUUCUAUCAGCACAGCACUCUCUGCACAAACACCUGCCGCAGCACCAAGUUUGACCUGCUGAUCAACAACACACGCUUCCCACCGGAUGGCAGUGGGCUCAACACACCCACCACAGCUCAGGGGCAUGUUUCUGUGGGUAACGGAGGUCAGAUGGCCACAGUAGAGGAGAAGAAAGAAGAUGUGAUUGGUACUAUGGAGUGGAGCCCAGCCACCGUAGAAGCCUCAGAGAAACGAGACACAACUGAUAUCUCAGAUGAGACGCUGAGUUUCUGGAGGGGUAUCGCUGAGGUGGGGAUGAUGGGGGAGGUGGUGCCUAAUAUUCGCUCAGAGCUGUUGGGUCUGCUGAGAGGAGUUCAGCUACGCACUGAUCAGAGCUCUCUACAGGACGCAGAGAUUGCGGUUUUGAGCAACCUGGCACAAGUCUUUAACCUGCUGGACUCCAUCAAACAAAUUGUGAAUGUUCGAAGGCAAAUGACGGACCCAGAGCAGACACAGGUCCUCCGAACACUGUCAACAUUGGAACAGCAGGUAGAAGAACAGAAGAGGCAGCAGUCCCUUAGCUGGUCGUCUCAAUCACAGGUCCUCAGCAGUCUGGUUCUCCCCUCCACCCCUCCAGCCAAACGUGCUCCCAAACGGCCCCGCCUCCAGCGGCCCGCCUCCACCACCGUGCUUGGCACAUCCAUAGCCCAGCCUAUCACCCUCCAGCCACAGCAGUUCACUGUCAUUUCCCCCAUCACCCUUUCAUCCAUCGGCCAUUCGUUUACAGUGGCCGGCCUCAAUCAGUCAUCUAACACGGUCACCCUACAUGCUCUACCCGCAGGCUCGCAGCUCUUCACGCGAAUCGCUGGAGGUUCUGAUGGAAAAGCCGAAGCCAUUGCCCUCCAUCCCGCAUCUGGUCUCACGUUGCUGGGCGCCACAGCCAUGCAGGACCACGCACAGCUCGGGACAGUCAUGAGUCCCGUCGAGCUUGUCCAGUUGACGCAGAAGGUGACUACUGCUGGUGUAGCCCAAGACGGUCAGGUGGUCGCAGGUACGGUUGUGAUGCAAGACGGCGUCGUCAGUGUCAUGCAGGAGGACGAGAACCAGGAUAACACCACCUUGAUUGAGAUAGACCCGGCAACCGCUGACCACAGCGUGAGUGUCAUGGAACUGCAACUUGAGGGAGACGAAGCGGGGGGUGGUGCGACCGUAGUGGAAGACGGCGAGGAGGUGGUGCAAGGCGAAACGGAGGAGACAGGGGAGAUACAGCUGGAUGCCAAUGGUCAAUUCCACAAUUUGCCCGUUGUAGUGGUGGAGGAAGAGACACAGGACGCCGGCAAAGCCAAGUGAGACACCAACACGCUCACACAAACCGCCCUCAGAGACUGACGGACCGAAUCAGACAGGGACGGGGAUUGUGUCGCCCCAGGUGGAGUGUGUGUUUGCCCUUCCAGCUGUCUUGUUUUUUCAUUACUCACUUCCUGCACAGCCAAGCUCAGCUCUUCAAGCCUGCCGUGUCACGUAUUUGUAAAAGCAAAUUCAGUAUUCCUUUUUUACAUGUGAAAAGCAACAAUUUAUGAUGUUUUGUUGGAACACAUUCAGUAUUUGCUUUUUGUUUUUAAGUGUGGAAGUUUAGGCACUUACUUUUCAUUUUCCCUUUGUUUUGGUGCCAAAAUGUCACGUAGUAGCCAUGUCCAGAUUUCAAGUUCAUGACUCUCCGAUCUGAAGGUGAAGACUGAUAUUUAAGACACUCCCAUAAUAAGAAUUUACACUGUCGGUGUCUUUGUGUGUUUUCUGACAUCAGGGUAAAUGGCACUAAUGCAGAGGUCUUCAACUCCACUGCCCUGCAAAGUUUAUACAAACUGCAUCAGCUUGUGAUUUUCAAGCGAUCCUGAAGAUCUUGAUUAGCUGAUUCAGGUUUGUUUGAUUUGGGUUGGAGCUAAACUCUGUAGGACAGUGGGUCCCCAGGAGCAGGGCUGAAGACCUCUGCACUAAUGUUGGUGAUAUUUUAAGGCCAGUGGUUCUCAACUAUGGUCCUGGGGACUCACAGCACUCCCUUAUGUGACAGACAGUGUUCAGUUCAUGCAGCUCUCUGCUAAUGAUCUGAUGAUCUGAAUCACGUGUGUAAAUAAGGGAGACAAAUGAGCAGUGCUUUGGGUUCCCAGGCUCAGGGUUGAGAACCACGCUGUUAGCACCUACAAUGAAAGAUGUGUUAAGAAUGUUUGUGAAUGGAUCAUGCGUGUCCUUCACUGAAAAUAAAAUAGAUAUUCCUUUCCCUAUGAGUUAUAUUGUAAAUGAUUGUAGAAUGCGGGAUUGUGCAUUUAAAAGUCUGUUACAGUUUCAGAGUUAUGUUUUGAACAAAAGUAAGCAAAAAUACUUGAUUUGGUAAGUGCACUGUAAUUAAAUUUUGCAAAACAAGUUAAUUUAUUAUAUUUAAACACAGUUCAUGCAAAAUUUCAAAUUAUUAUUUACUCACCCUCAUGUCGUUCUAAACUCAGACGAAUGGAGAUGUUUAGCAGAAUGUUCACACUUAUGCAGUUCAGUCAAAUUAUUUUGCUGCUUGUUUGAACUAAUUAAAAUGAGGUAAUAUCGCAA